AUGGCUGCACAGAAAACAGUUUUGUUGUUGGUACUAAUGGGAACUACGGCAUGUUUUUCUGUCGAAGGGUCUGGAAAUUCUCAUUUUUCUUAUUUUGAAGCCUUUCAAAACAAGAGGCUGAUAGGAUAUGUUAUCAAACGGUUUGAUUCACCGAGUUUGUUAUCGUGCGGUCAGAAAUGUCUGAGAAACACCUGGUGUACUUCCACCAACUUCAAGUUUUCAUCCAAGAAGAAAAGCAUUGGAGGGACUUGUGAACUGAACAAGCACGACUUCUCUGUUGUGAGUGAAAGAAGCAACUUUGCUGAUCAGGAAGAAACAACUUUUUCAAGGUUUCGAAAUGUUUGCCAGAAAGGAUGGGUUCUCCACUCUCAAUCAUGUUACGUUGUUUUCGACACUCCAACGCAAAAUUGGACUGAAGCCCGCAGGGUUUGCAAGAGGUACGGGGGAGAUCUGCCUGUAAUCAGAUCUGCUGAUGACAACAACUUCAUACUCGAUCUGAUUCUAAAUCAGGAAUUAGUGCAACACCUUGGUGUGUGGAUUGGACUUUACAGAAAACCUGACAACGAGUUCUACUGGAUUGACGAUACUCCUGUGACAGGCCAGUUUUCUGCAUGGGCAAAAGGAGAACCAAACAGUGGUCAAGAGAAAUGUGCCAAUGUAUAUGCCGGAAAACUCUCACCAUUGGGAAAGUGGAAUGACAUCAGCUGUAAUUUAGCUCGUGAAUUCCAACAGUCUGCCCCUUUUGUUCUUUGCCAGAAAGGCUUACUAUAA
This is a messenger RNA of Pocillopora verrucosa, 771 nucleotides long. Its product is annotated as C-type lectin domain family 4 member C-like. Gene Ontology annotation, molecular function: signaling receptor activity. Lineage: Eukaryota; Metazoa; Cnidaria; Anthozoa; Scleractinia; Pocilloporidae. The record is from RefSeq and is a predicted model, not a curated record.